UUUGGCCACGGUCCCUGAAGCAGGCGCGGCGCCCCGCCGCCGGGGGAGGCUUCGUUCUCCCCAGCCUCUUCCUCUUUGCAGACACUCCCUAGGCUGGUGCUGCGUGAGGGGCCCGGGGGGGGGCGGUGGUGCUGCCCCUGGUGCAUGGGGCUUGGCAGCCGCGUUGCGUGCGAGGUGCCCGCUCUCUCCCCUGGGCUUCCAGGCUGGUUUGUGUUUGCCUUUGGGUGCCACCAAACUAGGCCUGGUACCUGCUCUCCUCCACCUGGGGUGGCCUGGCCAUCAUAGAAGACAGGCUGGUUGUCCUCUGGCCUCUAUUGCUACGAAACCCGACGCCUUUUUUCUUCUUACGCACCUGUCUCACCACUGGCUCUUGCCGAGUGCUGUAGGGUUUGGAGGUGUUUUAGGUCCGUGGUAUUACUACAGGCUAAAAUGCCUCCUGAAUCCAGUCCCAAGGAACCAGGAGCUUGAGUUAGAAAUCACGAGACUUUUUCAAUUAGAAAAUGGUUGGGUAUUUGACUUCUGAUUUCUGAGCCCUUAGGUGUCAUAUUUUUCAGCUGUGAAAUCUUCCUCUUUUUUUUAAAUUUAUAUAUUAUAACCAGACUCCAGAAGCUUGGGUUUGAGGAGCACACCAAAUACUGGGAACAUCAUGAGUGGCCUUAAUAUUGAACUCCCAUAUCAGGACUUUCUAGACAUGCUGUUGCUUGGGUUGCCACAAAUACCACAUUUCCAGACAUGGCAGCUGUUAGUGGUAUUGAUCAGAAUUGGAGGUCAAACGUCCAUCCAAGAAUUCAGGACUUCAGAGUUACACUGCUCAUGUUCAUCUAAAAAAGAAACAUAAUUAUUUUCCUUACUUUACUCUUAAUCGUAAAUUAAUAUUUAAAUACUACAGUUAAUAUUUUAAUGCUACAGUUAAUAUUUUCCUGAUUUAAAAUACAAGAUUUUUGUGGGUGAUAACUUUUAUUGAGCUGAAUAUAAAAAAGAUAUCACCCACAAAAAUCCUUGCCUCUUGCAGCUUCUCUGUGACAUCAUGGCUACAUCACUCCAACACUAUCAGUGUAUUUGAUAACUAUUUAUCACCUGCAUUGGAGAGUAUAUGAAAAAUCUCUUUAUUUUCUUACUGUGGACAUGAAUGCUGCAAAUCAAAGUAUGCCACUGUGGCUUUUCUAAUUGAAAUAUGUUCUUCUACAAUGUGUCUCCGUCUAGCCAAACCUGUAGAGAAAAAAAAGCAAAUGAUCACAUUCUCUGUUCGACAUAAAUCCAGCUCAUAGCUCAACUGUAUGUUGGCUACCACAUUUUGAUCUUGAAGAUAUACUUCAUGUGCAGUACCAUGGCAAGAAAUUUUGGUUCCUGGGUCAAAGCCUACAGCAGCAGCCCCCCCUCGCCCCACAUACAGAUCCGCACGCAGUGGUGGAAGCCUCCCCCCAUCCCUGCGUUCCCCAAAACGAACCGCUCACAGCUCCGUCCUGCACCCCGCCCUGGCUGGGCAGCAUCUGUUGGCACCCCUUUGCUUCAGCGCCUGUGGUGGUUGCCCCCGCUCACCCCCUUCCUUGCUAUGGCACUGUUUUCCACACAUUUCCUGAAUAUUUAACCAGUAUUACUUGACUGUGCUCUGAUUUCCUAGACUUAAACUUUUAUUUGAAAUUAUAUAAAUGUAGAAGUGAUAAAUUUUAGAUAACGUUUUUUUGAUUGCUGUCAGUCAAUUUACCAAACACAUUGUGUGUGUUACCAUUGUUUCAAUCCUAUGUCUUAUUCUUUCCAGUUUUUCCUGUUCUAUGCUGUUCAUUUAAGAGACAUCAAGUACAUCAACGAGAAAUGGCUAAGCAAAAUUUGCCAUCAUUGGCUGAAGUGGUAAAAGAAGUAGCAGAGCAGCAACAUAUACAAGCAUCAGAGAUAGAAAAGAGCAAAACAGUCCUUGCCCAGUUGCAGUUUGAGCUUCAGGACCUUGAAAGCCAAAGGGACUCUAUUUUAUUAGACACAAAAGCAGCAGAAAGGCAAAUUUAUCAGAAAGAUGAUGCUAUAGAAAUGACAGAAUGUAUCUGUAAAAGUCUGGAGGCCCAAGUCAGAUCCCUGUAUGCUGAAAAUGUAAAGCUUAAACUUGACACAGAAACAGCUGAAGAAGAAUUUGAGGUGAUGCUUGCAAAUAACAAUGCAUAUCGUGAGAAAAUAUUGGUCCAUAAAGCACUAUUUUGGGAGAUUGAAAGCAAAAUGCCAGUUAUGACUGAGCUUGCUAAAAAACAGUCCAUAGUUAAAGAGCUGAAGACAAAGAAGGAGCAAUUAAUGCAUAAUCUCCAGAAUCCUGAAGGAUAUCUUAUAAAACAAGUGCAGGAAGAAAUUACACACUUAAAAGAGAAAAUUACUGUAGUGAAAGAGUCUAUCAAUGAAAAGAAAAAACACCUUGAAGAAGAGAAAAAAAUGCAUGCUAAGCUUAGAAAAGAGAUUGAGGUACAGAAUAAAAGAUGUGAUGCUAUUCUAAAACGUUUGCAUUGUCAACUGAACAAAUUCCAAUCGAAUAAAAGACAGUGGCACUGGAAUAUUCAACAGAUGGAAAAAAGGGCAGCUGAACUAAGAAAAUGUCUGGGAAUACCAGAGUGCUAGUGCACAAAACAAAUCACAUUAAUUUAUAACAUGGGUCAUCCUUUAUAAGUAACAGAUGGUUGCUGGACAUAAUCCAUUGAACCUUAGAUCAAAGAUAAGGAUUUUUUUUUCCUUUUCCAAGGUUUUCUCCUUCCUGCUGCAUGCCCUAGAAUACUUUGUGUUCCAUACUCACCCUUUAGUAACCUGGAACAAUCUUUCCUUUUGUUCAUGCCUAGGAAGGAAUUAAUUGAAGUUUCUAGGCUGCCUCCAAAGCAUCAACCAAUUUUAUUUAAAUACUUGCAAGCCUCACACAUCCAGUUAAGUUUGGGAGCUUCCUUUUGGUUUGAUUGGAUAUUUUAAAAAAUGAAAAAGGUCUUCACUGUAUAACAUCCAGAAGAAUGUGUGUGCAGCGUAUCAUUGCAUUUAUAGGGAUAGAAAACCUGAUCUUUCAUGCACAGACCUAAUAAGGGCAAUAUGCUAAGUAACUUUGGGAUCUAACUUUGUAGCAUGGAAUUUUGCCCUGUGAAAAAAUUAUUUAUGAGGCACAGCAGUUUUCCUGUGUUUCAAGUACCAGGAUUUCCUUGGCAGUAGCAUGAGUGUGUGGGUAAGAAAGAGAAUAUAAGAAGGUUUCUUAUUAUAAAAGAAUCAGAGACAAAGGCAGCUCUAGUGCCAUGAUACUGUCUGUGCCUCUAAGAAUACAGCCCACCCCAAAAUGAGCAGAGAGAAUGCUCCUGGGUUCUCUGGAACAGUUGCUCCAGAACUCUCAGGUGCAUUGCUAUGGAGGUGCAUUGCUACGUGGACUGAGAGUUGUGGGUAAAAACCCACAGUCCAACUCCAUGGAGGCAUCCAGACAAGCAUGCAUGAGCACUGUCAAAAAAAACCACUAAAAAAACCAGGGUGGUAUAUGUGGCAGCAGCGUGCACUGCCCAAACUGGAACUUGGCUGACGGCCAUGCUUUCUGCUUCAGGAUUGUCGCAGCUGUGGCCUCUGGAGGCCCCUGGGACCCCAAGGUAAGGCUGCUGGGAUCAGCCCAGAUACUGGCCCCAGCCUCCCCUACCCCACCUGGGGCAAUGUGCUACAUGCCAGAGCACCCAUGUACAGGUGUUUCCUGGGGACAAGUAGCAGUGGCACAUAUUGUGCCGCUACUGUUUGUUCCUGGGGAAACACGUUCCCACUUGUGGGGACACGCCCCAUAGUAGCAGUGGCUGAAGAUCAGAGGGAUGAAUUAAAUCUCACCAAUAAAGAUCACUUUCUAGAGACCAGUUUUGUUUGAAGCAUGCAGCUGUAUGUUUUCUGCAUUAAAGAGUGAUACAAUAAAUUUAAAAAGUAAAAUUGUAAUGCAAACUACUUCCAUUUUUAUGGAGCAGUUCCUAUAUUACGCCUGAUUUUGUUCUUGUCCAGAUCAAUGAAAAAAAAUUCUUCCUGCUUCAGAUGGACUAGAAUAAGCCCUUAUGUGUGCUACUGUGACAGAGAACAAUGAAACGAGAGGGAAAUCUCAUGCUUUUUUUCCAGGCAAAAAAGGCAUACCGUUUAAACUGUAAUUUUUUUUUUUAAGUCAUUUUAGUUUCAGGCUCUGUUUCCCUCUCAGCAAGAAGAUUUGCAUUAUGUGACAAUUCAAAACAAAGUUUUCUCAAGUCAUUUUUUCUUUUCUAUGUAGUGAAAUAUUUUUUGCAGAAGUAAACAGUUUUCUGUCUAGACUUCCUCAAUUAACCUGCUGUGCUCAGGCUCAGUUUCAGGAGAGCAUUGCACGUUACUUCUUGAUCACAAUACUUACAAGACUGUCAUACAUUAUUUGUAGCACUUUAAAGAUAAUAGUGACCACCAUAGCCUUCCAUUUAAGACUCCUUAGAAACUGAGUGAAUACCAGAACUUUUCUUCUGCAUUUUUAUAUUGUUAUAUACUCCACUCUUCGGGAAUUUUAUAUUAACUUAAUUCUUGUACUUUAUGUGAAAAUUUAGUCUGGAUAGAAUUAGUAAUAUUUAUAUGUAUUCCUUAAAGUAUUUAAAGAUGGACUAGAUGAGGUAUAUACUUAAUUCACUUAGAGACUUCUUUAAACAUGUGUAUGUGGAUUUUUGUCAGUUUGAUAUAUAGUGUUGCAUUUACAGGAUUUUCUUAUUAAACUGCUGGGAGGUAUUGUUUAUUAUUAGAAAGCAAAAAGGUAAUGUGCAUUAUUAUUAAUGUUCUUAUUUUAUUAAUUCAAUGUAAGCAAAUCAAUAAAAGAUGUACUUUUUGAGUA
Messenger RNA from Alligator mississippiensis (American alligator), 4810 nucleotides. RefSeq names its product coiled-coil domain containing 122 (gene CCDC122). NCBI's taxonomy places the organism in Eukaryota, Metazoa, Chordata, Crocodylia, Alligatoridae. The record is from RefSeq and is a predicted model, not a curated record. The coding region runs from base 1813 to 2595 and encodes 260 amino acids. The transcript has 5 exons.